Molecule: messenger RNA, 1068 nt
Organism: Uranotaenia lowii
Lineage: Eukaryota; Metazoa; Arthropoda; Insecta; Diptera; Culicidae
Gene: Dic1
Product: mitochondrial dicarboxylate carrier
Exons: 4
Coding region: 79-588 (169 amino acids)
Biological process (GO): malate transmembrane transport; phosphate ion transmembrane transport; thiosulfate transport
Molecular function (GO): sulfate transmembrane transporter activity; malate transmembrane transporter activity; thiosulfate transmembrane transporter activity
Source: RefSeq, a predicted model, not a curated record
GAUACAGGUUUCGCCGGAAAAGCUUUACUGGCGGGCGCUGCCGGUGCAGCCGGUGGAUUCGUGGGAACUCCCGCCGACAUGGUCAAUGUUCGGAUGCAAAAUGACAUCAAACUACCUCCGGAGCAGCGAAGAAAUUACAAAAAUGCAAUCGAUGGCCUCUUCCGGGUGUACCGUGAAGAAGGAUUCAGGCGACUGUUCUCAGGGGCCACAACAGCUACCACUCGUGCCGUGUUCAUGACAAUUGGACAACUUUCGUUUUACGAUCUGGUCAAAGACCUUCUUCUAAACUCAGGAUACUUUGGUGACAACUUGACGACGCACUUCCUGUCCUCGCUGUCAGCAGGAGCGAUCGCCACCACCUUAACGCAACCCCUGGACGUGCUGAAAACCCGCGCUAUGAACGCUAAACCGGGAGAGUUUGCCAGCCAGUGGGACAUUGUACGCUACACGGCACGUUUAGGUCCCAUGGGCUUCUUCAAGGGUUACGUUCCAGCCUUCGUACGGUUGGGUCCGCACACCAUUCUCACGUUUGUGUUCCUCGAGCAACUGCGCAUGAACUUUGGCUACCUGAAACCGGAAAAGAAGUAAAACAUCAACCGAUGUUGUUAAAGAUGGACAGGUUUAAAGUGGCCUAGAUAAUGUUCUAUUUUUGAUUGAAAUUUACAGUGCUCUAUUCAUUGUGUAACUAAAUGAGAAUGUUUUUUUUAACUAACUGCAUUUGGGAAAAUUACGGGUUUGUUUCAGGUGUCACUCAGAUGUAUGGAAAAAGUCUAUUUACCUUUCAGUCCUGUUAUCAAUGUUAAAGUUGCAAACUAGCUCUGCCAUCCUCAAACCAAAUUUGUUAGAACCUUAGAAUCCCAAAUGAUAUCUAAUAUCAAACACCAACAUUCCACUGGUCUUUAUUACUCAAGCGUUUUUUUUCUCUAUACUUCUAUGUUAUUGUUUUAUAUCUACUUUUACUCAUUUGUUUUCGUUUUACUUUUUAUCUAUGAAAAAAAAAAUGUGCAAAGCAACGAGUCUAAGCUAAACUGUAGGAAACAAACAAUAAAGGAAAAUAUUUAUGUGCAA